AUGGACGAACACUCCAAGCUCCAGACGGAAGUAUCAGAUGUGGAUCUUGUCCUUGGUAUCGACGAGGCCGAAUUCGAAACCCUACCUACUUCAAUGGACCCAAAAGGGGAAUAUAUAAAAAGAAAGACUUUAGAUCGUUUGGCUGAGAUGUUGGCCAGAUUCAAGACAGCCAGAGGCUCUGGUCCUCGAAAGAAUUCUGCAGCCAAACAUGUUACCAGUACAGUAAUGGUAGAAAACUCGACGGGAAAAGCUCUGACGAUUUUUUGUGCAAAAAAUGAAGGACUUGAUAACGCAGACAACUGUUUUCUAGAAAGGUUGGAGACACUUCUCCGUCAGGUUGCAACGAGUGACGAAGAGAUCGAUCCAACGCAGCAGUUUGACCGGAUAUUCGAACUGAUAUAUGAGCAUCAGCAACCGCGCGUGUUGUAUUAUGCUGAAAUAAUUCGCAAGGAACUCCGAUCAAAAGGUAAUCAGCAUGAUACAGGAUCUAUACAGAAAUUGACGGUCCACAAUAUACAAAGGUGCCCUCGAGCCGAGAUGAACGACUGGAGGGACAAUAAUGGGCUCAUAUUCCGCUUCAAUCGUGACUACGACCAAGAGAGGCCUAAUUCUGAUGAAGGUGUCGCCUGUCCAUCAGAAGGAAACGAGGAAAACAUGCCCGUGCAAGGAAUAUCUCAUCAGAUUAUCCAAACUUUAAACAGCAUGCCCGUUCAGCUACCAUGGGACAGCAUGAAACAUCUAUUGGAAAAAGUACAUCGCAUCAUACUCAAUCCUCGUCAUCGACCUGUGCUAAAAUUGUUCCUGAAACAAGCUGUACAAGGUGAUGGCCGGUCGUUCGAUAGAGCCUGGGAUGCUUUGCUGUACUUAACUCGCAUAUACGAUGCCACGGACAUUCGGAACCUGAAGCUAGAGGCAAUCCCGGUGCCCACAGCCUUUACACCCCAAAACAUGAAAAUGAGCCCAAUCCAAUCUCUGAAGUUCAUAGGCCACAACUCUUUGAAACGGCCAUGGCAAACCUUCUUUCAAGAAAAAGAGAAGGUGGAAGCGUUUAGUCGACAACAAAGACUGAAAAGGAACGUCCAUGGAGAAGUGCAAUUGAUUCAUUACGUUGAAAGUCUUAUAUAUACCAAUGGAAGAGAUGCUCUCACAAUCUUCCCCUACCUUGGAUGCAGCAAAAAGUGUUGUUUUUUCUGCGAAGGUUUCAGGGCAGUACAUGGAAUCUUCCAGGCCCGUGGGACUCACCACACCGUAUUUCCAUUAUGGGCUUUACCAUCAACUAUACCGCAGCCGUCACUUCACAUCAUACGUCAGUUUUCAGACCACCUGAAACAGUUCCUAUCUUCACUACUUUUGUCGCCACGCUCACCUCCCAAGCAAGAGUUGUUGCGUCAAUCAUCAGCGGCUUUAUCUACGGCACAAGCGAUACAAAGAGACCCAGCAACAUAUUCUACUCGAUCGCAGGAGUCAACGAAAAUGAUGGUGCCUUGGGCUGUCACAGCAACAGAACAUAGCGUCGAAUUCUACCCUCUGCCGGAGUCACCUGGACGUGCUCAAGUUAUAGGUGGUAGUGGAACGGCGAUCGCGAUGCCUAUUGAGGAUGCCGAGCUCACGAAAAUCAACCACGACAGGAAAGCAUUCAAACUGGAACAAAUCAAUGAGAUGCCACAUGAAAUCAAACAUAUUGGGCAGAGAAGCUGCCGUCGUUGCGGAAAAUUGGCAACGUAUAGAUGUUCAGCAUGUCGAACGAGUUAUUGCUCUAAGGAUUGUCAAAAACGAGACUGGAAAACUCAUGUCUUCGUCUGCAGGGUUGCCAACAGACCCCACGACGUCGACAUUCUCAGCCUAACGAUCCGGAAAACCAAGCGGGAUAUGAUAUCUGGGAGUAUUGAACGUACCUAUAAUGCAAUACGUUAUCUACUUGCUGAUGACCGCCUCUGCACUACCUUUGGAUUCAAUAAUUGCGCUACAGACCUGGAGUUGGCAGAUCUUGUCUGCCUCUAUAGCAAUGUCCUAGCUAGAGCUCGACCAUCGAAUCAGGGCCUGCAACAAAAAUUGAAUGAGGGCGUCCUAGGAGAAUUUCUGAAAAAUUUCUGUCAAUUAGAGCGACGGGUCGCUGAGAUAACCGGAAAAGACGAAUGUACUUGUGUGACAUGGUUUUUAGAACGUCGCACAUCAGAAGAAGCAUUCCCGAUACCUGGCAUAGAAACAGAGCCAUAUGGAAUCUGGGACACAGCAGUAUCCUGUGCCAUACAAUCUCUCCAGUUGACCGAGAGGGUUGAGAACGGACCAAUGUUCAACAAGUCGCAGUCUGACGUUUUCCGUUUGUAUGUCGCAAUCCCACCAUACGUCCAGCGAUUUCCUGAUGUACGUUCUUCACUAUGGACGAAAUUUGGAUUCUGCUAUUGCAGAACAUUUGAGCAGCGUCAAAGCCUAGCUACCAGCUACUGGAACUUAUUAGCAGUUUCUACAUUCGAUGAAAUUGUCGCUGCGUAUCAGACAGCAACGUUGUUUGAUCUCAUGCAACGUCAUGGAAUCGGUACCCCACCAAGAGUGCAAGAAACUCGACCCAUUGAGGAUAUGGAUUCCGAAGAUGGUAUCUUCAGACUCAUGAUUGGCGUCGAGCACGCACUCUCAGGGAAUUUUUGCAACUGUUUCCAAUAUGAUCCCAGCUGGCGCUGUCGUAGCUACUUCGAGACACAUCUCGAUAGAGAAGCGGAUGGGAAUUUCGGAUUCCAUAUGAGAAGCUCUUGGGAAAGAUGGCAGUUGCUAAAUUUCUAUAAAUAUGUGUUUGCGCUCCCAGACUUUGAUCCUGGGGAGAUGGCCAAGGCAAGACAAGACGUUGAUCCUAAGCGAUUGGAAAAGUAUCUCGAUACUCUAGUUCCAGACGCGAAAACGAAGCUCAUUGACAGAUAUCGAUUCAAUCCUUUUUUUCCGAGAUUCGAAGGUAGGGUUAGUGUGGUGACGCAAGAUAGGCAAAGAGUUCCUGGCUGGCAUCGCGGGUGUGGCUGCAAGAUACAUGAUGUUUUAGGGCCACCUGGGUUGUCCUACCGAGUGUAUGACCCAGUUUAA
Messenger RNA from Xylaria bambusicola, 3069 nucleotides. RefSeq lists its product as uncharacterized. Bases 1 to 3069 code for a protein of 1022 amino acids. The record is from RefSeq and is a predicted model, not a curated record. The transcript has 5 exons. Lineage: Eukaryota; Fungi; Ascomycota; Sordariomycetes; Xylariales; Xylariaceae.